AUGGACCAUGUUAGGAACUUCUACCAGAUGAUUCUUAAAUCAUCGCAUCCUGUCGCUAUGGGCUUACACCUUGCAGGAAAAUCUCUUCCAAUUGUGUUUUAUGUGGUGGGCUCAUGGUUCAUGUCCUUCACAGCUCAAUUCAUCACAGUCUUGUUACUACUGGCAGCAGACUUCUAUAUAACGAAGAACAUAACAGGUCGAAAACUUGUUCAAUUACGGUGGUGGUACGACUCAGUCAAUUCAGAAGAAGGCCCUUUGUCGUUUGAAUCCUAUAAACAGUAUGCCCCGGGUCCUCCCAUCAAUCCAAUCGAUUCGAAGCUUUUCUGGCUCUCGACAUACGCUGCACCAGUGGUAUGGAUCGUCUUUGGCAUAAUGUGCCUGCUUCAGGCUAAGGUUUUGUACCUCAUACUGAUUAUCAUGGCCGUGUGUCUUACUGGAUGGAAUGCACACGGAUUCAGAAAGUGCGAUCAGUGGGAUCCGUCGGCGCAAGGCGGUCAGUCCGACACUUGGCUCCAGUUUCCCAACAUUACGAGCUUUAGUAAUUUAGGAAACCUUGCCAGAGUUCAGAGCAUAUUCCGUUCAAACUAG
Lachancea lanzarotensis is the source of this 588-nucleotide messenger RNA. RefSeq names its product LALA0S07e07338g1_1 (gene TVP23). Bases 1 to 588 code for a protein of 195 amino acids. Gene Ontology annotation, cellular component: Golgi membrane. The record is from RefSeq and is a predicted model, not a curated record. Gene Ontology annotation, biological process: protein secretion; vesicle-mediated transport. The transcript has a single exon. Lineage: Eukaryota; Fungi; Ascomycota; Saccharomycetes; Saccharomycetales; Saccharomycetaceae.